AUGCAUGGCUCUGGAUCUGAUGAACCCGUGCGUGACAAUAGCCUAGCUCCAGAAUCCACAGGCGCCCCCGAUCACACCAGGAAAACCAAGGUAUUGGAUAAUUUGAGCAUGCGUAUGAGAUCCACGUUGAUAGGCUUCGCGUAUGCUAAACCGGAAAUUGCAGAGGUUCAUCAGCGUCAGCAAACCGAUUCUUUUAAAUCCUCUCUGGUCCCUGGUGACGGACGACAUGUAUCUCUUGCCGAAACUUGGUAUAGUGAAUCAGAACCCCGACAACGCGGCGGAGGAGUACCAGUUGCCCUCGAUCUGGAUGCAGGGCGAGUGAAGAGAUUGAUAGACAAGUAUGUGGAGUAUUUACCCUCCAAGAGCGGCAGAAACACAAACCUAGGGAAGAGCGGAGGCCGCUCAGUGGGUUUCGACGACGAAGCACGAUUUGCUGGCCCUCACGAGCCCGUGAUGCUUUUGCGCCGGGGACUAGCCCAAGUCCUCCGGAUAGAAUCUUCUUCGCCACCACAGUCAACUACUACACCUCAGAAUUCCGGGACGCCUCAUACUCGGACUCUUACACGCGGUCUGAUUCCCUAUCUUGCAUACCUCAACUGGGCAAAACAAAAACACCACCUCUGUUAUCUACUAACACAUUUCUCCGGCCUACUUGAUACCCGGACGCGUCCCUGCCAAAGUGGUAGACGAGAGACGUUAAUAACGUUGUUUGCGUUAUUGACGAAGCUGGUAGCACACUUAGCAAAAUCAGGAGCUACGCCUCCAGGAUUAAGUCUGCUUUUUGGACCGUUGUUGUUUGGGUUGGGGGCGCUGCCUGGCGACCUCAUCUUACUGUCUCCCUCUUCCGCAUCUCCUACUGUCCCCCCGCCUUCAGCUAUCCCCUCGCCUUCAGCUAUCCCCUCUUCUUCCACUUCGACCACUCCUGACCCAACGUCUUUUGAGUCAAAUUACACCGCUCCGUCCACGCCACCGAGCACUGUCUCCUUUCCUUCAUCUGAUGGCAAGAUACUCCUACCUCCUUAG
Molecule: messenger RNA, 1023 nt
Organism: Lentinula edodes (shiitake mushroom)
Lineage: Eukaryota; Fungi; Basidiomycota; Agaricomycetes; Agaricales; Omphalotaceae
Exons: 4
Coding region: 1-1023 (340 amino acids)
Source: RefSeq, a predicted model, not a curated record